AUGGCCCGAACCACCCGCGCCGCCGCCGCUGCUCGGCAGCCCGUCUCAAAAGCUCAAGCAUCGACCCGCGCAAAGAAGGAAGAGCCAGACGUACAAGUGAAGAAAGAAGACACCACGCCUCGCAAGCCUACAGCAUCUACGCGAAAGCGCGCCGCUGCCACCGCAGACAAACGCUCUUCCAAGAAACUAAAGACUGAAGAAGCUUCGCCUGAGCCCGCGCAACUGCCUUCACCUUCUUCCAGUGCCGCUUCACCCAAGUCAGACCCAGAACCUUCGACGCCAAUAACAAAGUCCAAAUCGCCAAAGAAGGUUAAGGCCACGCCUGAAGCUCUGCGCGACCGCAAGCUCAAAGCGCACUUGCAAUACGCGAAGACCUCCCCUUUCCCGAACUUCCCACAUCCGACGCACGCUGAAGCCAAGCUCGCCCACAAGAUCCUAUCGCAACUUCAUGGUUCCAGGAUUCGCCCGGAGAAAGUUGUGGCACGGAGCGACCGCGCAGGAUGUGGGGACAGCCCGUCGGUCCUGGACGCCUUAGUCCGCACAAUACUCAGCCAGAACACCAGUGACACCAAUUCCACCCGUGCCAAAAGGAGUAUGGAUCAGGUCUACGGCGGCAGUGAUGAGUGGCAAAAGAUUGUGAACGGUGGGCAAGCAAAGCUGCAGGAGGCCAUCAAAUCCGGCGGCCUUUCCGUUGUCAAGUCCAAGGUGAUCAUUUCCAUUCUACAGCAGGUGCACGACAAGUACGGGACCUAUAGCUUGGAUCACCUACAUGAAGCGAGCACCGAAGACGCCAUGGCGGAGUUGCUGUCAUUCCAAGGCGUUGGGCCCAAGACUGCCAGUUGCGUCCUGCUUUUCUGUCUGCAACGGGAGGACUUUGCCGUCGACACACACGUCCAUCGGAUUACAGGCCUGUUGGGCUGGCGGCCCAAGAGCUCUAGCCGUGAGGAGACCUAUGCUCACCUCAAUGUCAUGAUUCCCGACGAAGACAAGUACGGGUUACAUAUCUUGCUGGUUGGUCAUGGGAAGAAAUGCGAGGAAUGUCGAGCUGGAGGCAAGAGCGUUGGCAAGUGCGAGUUGAGAAAAGCGUUUCGGAAAGGGAAGCUUGAGGGAGAAGCUGGUGAGGGAGUGAAGGAGGAAGAACAAGAGGUAGUCAAAGAGGAGGACGAAUAG
This is a messenger RNA of Cyphellophora europaea CBS 101466, 1170 nucleotides long. RefSeq lists its product as uncharacterized. Gene Ontology annotation, molecular function: catalytic activity. Gene Ontology annotation, biological process: base-excision repair. The coding region runs from base 1 to 1170 and encodes 389 amino acids. The transcript has a single exon. The record is from RefSeq and is a predicted model, not a curated record. Lineage: Eukaryota; Fungi; Ascomycota; Eurotiomycetes; Chaetothyriales; Cyphellophoraceae.